This is a messenger RNA of Macrosteles quadrilineatus (aster leafhopper), 1528 nucleotides long. Its product is annotated as renalase-like. Lineage: Eukaryota; Metazoa; Arthropoda; Insecta; Hemiptera; Cicadellidae. The coding region runs from base 452 to 1492 and encodes 346 amino acids. Gene Ontology annotation, cellular component: extracellular region. Gene Ontology annotation, molecular function: oxidoreductase activity, acting on NAD(P)H. The transcript has 2 exons. The record is from RefSeq and is a predicted model, not a curated record.
CAGAACUAGAACACCAUAUCACGUCAUACUCAACAGCAACAAUAACAACGUAAAGAUACUCCUAAUUUCAUUCCAUUAGUGAACCCAUUUCAUAAACAAAUUUUCAGUUUGUCUUUUUUUUGUGGAUUUUGCAUUGGAGGAAUGUUCUCAUUCCUUAGUACCUACUCAAUAACAGUUAUAAUUUAAAUUGGAAAUCAAGUUGAAAAAUCUCUGUCGUCACCUGCUCUUUGAGGUUAGUCUAGCAAAUGAUCGGUAGAUUUAUUAUUUUAUGCGAUCAUAAUAUUGUAAAGCAGAUGUAUAGAUUUCCUAGGUUGAAAUUUUAAGAAAAUAUUGAAGCUUUUUCUUUGAACUGCACAAAUUCUCAUGAUGUCUUCAUAGGCCUUAGUUAAAGCAGUAUCUAGGCCUACAUCUAAGUAAACACGUCACUUUUCAAAAACCAGAUUAAGUAAAAAUGAAAAUUCUACUUGUUGGAGGUGGAAUUACAAGUGCUUUAACUGGAAUGUGUCUUAGAAAAUUAUUGCCGGAUUGUAAUAUCAGCCUGUGGGACAAGGCAAGAGGUGCGGGAGGCAGGAUGGCCACAACUCGAUGCUCUUUAAACCCGAGCUGUACAGCUGAUUUAGGCGCCCAGUACAUCACAACAACAGAAGAGUACAUGAAAGCAAAUGGAGAUGUAUACAACCAUUUAAUAUCUGAGGGAAUAUUGGAACCACUUAAAUGCCACGUUAUUGGAAUGAGGCAUCAAGACAACACAAAAAACUUUGUUGUUCCUAAUGGCACAAGUUUUCUUGUAAAGAACAUACUACAACAAGCUAAGAUAAAUGAAACAAAAUUUUCUCACCAUGUCUCAUCAAUAGAUCUUGAAGAUGGAAGGUGGAUAGUUGAAACAAAAACAGGUGAAAAGGAUUACUUUGAUGUCGUUGUCUUAACUAUGCCAGUACCACAACUGUUUCUACUCGAAGGGUCAGUUAAAAGAAGCAUUCAAAGUCUUGCAGAACCCUUGAACACAGUUACCUAUAGCGCUAGAUAUGUGUUGGUUCUAUUUUACCUGGAAAAUAUCAAUGAAAACUGGGGCGCACAAUACAUCGAUAACAAUCCCAUAUUUAGAUACGUUUCCAUAGACAACAUAAGGAGAAAUCAGCCAGAAAAUCUCUGUGCUGUAGUUUUACAUUCUACGGUCAGCUUUGGAGCAAAACACAUUGAAGACUCAAUUCCAGAUAUGGAAAAAGUGUUGGUUUCUCAGGCAAAAGUUCUAUUUCCCAACUGGCCUGAGCCUAAAGCAGUCAAGUGUCACAAGUGGAGAUACUCGCAAGUGACAAAUACUUAUCCAGACGCUCCUGGUUGUGUGUUGGUAUCUUCUUCCGCCCCAUUGGUCAUAGGAGGAGAUGCAUUUGCAGGUUCAAAAUUUGACAAUUGUAUCCAAUCUUCAAAAUCGAUAUGUCAGAAAGUUGUGGAAGCUCUGGAAGUUGGUAAACUCUCUAAAAAAAAUAAAUGACUUGUGCAAAAUCCAUGCUGCUAAGUUUAUUCAGGG